Molecule: messenger RNA, 543 nt
Organism: Chaetomium globosum CBS 148.51
Lineage: Eukaryota; Fungi; Ascomycota; Sordariomycetes; Sordariales; Chaetomiaceae
Exons: 2
Coding region: 1-543 (180 amino acids)
Source: RefSeq, a predicted model, not a curated record
AUGGCGCCUCCAGCUGAAUGGCGGGGCAUCGCCGCCACCCCAUCUCUCCCGAGCCGCUGGGAAACCGGCGUUGCAGGGGUAUUUUCCCAGUUCAAUGCUUCUCUGCCCGCAUCCUCAGCCGGCCACCAUGUCCUCGUGAUGUACAUGUACAUGAAGAAGUGGCUAGGGAGCGAGGGUGGGUUGCAAGCCCUCGUCGCCAAACUCCUCGUCAAAACCAAAUGGACGGUGGGUCGGCUCUGCGUCCCCGCCCCGGCACCCGUGCCUCCGGCAGCUCGAUGCAAAGCCGGCGGUGGUCGUGGUCACACACCAAGGAACUGGCGGCACGCCGCAGCCCGCCUCGUCGGUGUUGCCAUUCCGUCACACCCUGCACAGUAUCAGCAGGAAACCCAUCCUGUUGUGUGCUCGGGUGUCCGGCUCUCUGUACCAAGCCAAGGGCACAGAAUUGAGUGCAAGGGCGCUGUCGAUUCGGCAAGCCCGUCUUUCUCCGCUGCCAAGCAGCCCUCAGCCGGUGGGGACAAGGAUCGGAUGGAUCGAUGGAAGUGA